Messenger RNA from Eleginops maclovinus (Patagonian blennie), 1768 nucleotides. RefSeq names its product N-alpha-acetyltransferase 80. NCBI's taxonomy places the organism in Eukaryota, Metazoa, Chordata, Actinopteri, Perciformes, Eleginopidae. The record is from RefSeq and is a predicted model, not a curated record. Gene Ontology annotation, cellular component: cytoplasm. The transcript has 2 exons. Gene Ontology annotation, molecular function: acetyl-CoA binding; N-acetyltransferase activity. Gene Ontology annotation, biological process: protein acetylation. Bases 118 to 885 code for a protein of 255 amino acids.
ACAUCGACGGUUAUUCGCCGCAGCGCUCCCACUUUGCUGGGCUCAAAUCCGACCCCAGAUCAGCUCUCACUGAAACGGGAGGAGGGAGAGCCCCGGCGACGAGCCACGAGAAUAAAAAUGUCUGAACCGGACUGUCCCACACAAUCUGUCAGGAAAGUCUGCGAGAUCCCACCCCUGGAUGGAGAAGUUAAAGAAACGCUUCUCUCUGAACAACCAGAGAAGAUCCACGCGGUUCCGAUCCACCGGCGUCCGGACCUGCUGUUGACUUGCGCAGACCUGGUGAACUCCGAGUGGCAGAGGAGCCAGGCGGCUCGGGUCCACUCCCUCCAGAAGUCCUGCGCAGAUUUCCCUGUGUGCCUGGUUCUGCUGCAGGGCCACAGAGAGGCCGAGCGGCUGCUGGGCCACGCCCGUCUGUCCCUGGUUGUAGGCCGCAGCAGCAGCCUGUUUGUGGAGUCAGUGGUGGUGUCCAAGGCGGAGCGAGGGAGGGGCUACGGUCGCACUCUGAUGGAGGAGACUGAGCGCUACGCCAAGAGCAGAGGGUUCAAAAGCCUGUACCUGACGACCCACGAUAAGCAGCACUUCUACGCCCACCUGGGAUACGUACUGUCCACGCCCGUGCAGAACGCAGGCGCUAUGACUUCGUUUGUUCCCAUGGAGACGCUCUUAAGGUUCUCCAGAAUGCAGAGUCGAGAGACAAACACACAAGAGCAAACACGGACAAAGAUGGAGGCUCAUGUACCUUGUGUUGUGGGGUCAACUCCACCUCCUCCCCCCCCACCUCCUCCCCCUCAGUCUGCAGGGCAGCUUGUAGUUCAGACUCUGACUGAAACUCCCCACAGAGACGCCAAAGGAGUUCCCAUCUACUGGAUGCACAAACACAUUUGACCAACACACACUCAGAUACUGCUGGACACACACUCAGAUACUGCUGGACACACACACACACACUCAGACACGUGUUUGUUUCUCUGUGCACACAUCAAUAGAAAUAUACAAAUUCAAAAAAGCUCAAUCACCAUUAAUGGUCUCUCAGACACAAAACCAGUGUGGGAAAAAAACAGGCUGUGGAAAAUUCAGAGAGAAAUAGAAAUAUUGUUAUAAACCAAAGAAAUGCAGAGGUUUUUUUUGGAUUCAACUGGUUUAUAAAAAAUGCACAUCUAUUAUAAAUUGGAGUGCCCACCAUACCAAAAUAUUUUUUUAAACUUUUUUAUGGGCUGUCUAAAAAAACAAGAUUCAUUAAACCCUUCAGAUAUCAUUCCCCUUCCCAUGGCACACGCGGGAUCUUUAUAAUAUACAGGUUUUAUGGCAUUAAAACUAAUUUGUUGGCAUUUUAUCAUUGUCCAAACGGUAUCCUUACUGAAGUGUGAUGUGAAAACUUGAGUUCAGAUAAACUCAGAAAGGAUUUAACUUUCUGUGAAGUUUGAGAAAUCUGCAGUUACACUUCAAGAUGAAAAAAGGUAAUAUUGAUGUGGAUACAUUCUGGAUGCUUUAUUAUCUAUUGAAUCAAACUGUUUCCUCUGGAGGGAAUCUUUUGGAAGGUAUGGCAUUCAUAAAUAUGGCAUUUGUUUAGAUUAACAAACCAACAACUCAACAUUCUUGAUGUUUUUAUGUGGAAGUGUAAACUUGAUCAUGAGGAUUAAUGUGCCUUGUUGAACUGCCAUAGAAGUAAAGCUUUAUUAGAAUCACAUUUCAUGUGGAUGAGUCCUAAUCAUCUAAUAACUCUUUCCAUUGUGAACAUCUCCGGUAAUAAACAUCAUUUAUAAACGUA